Molecule: messenger RNA, 819 nt
Organism: Bacidia gigantensis
Lineage: Eukaryota; Fungi; Ascomycota; Lecanoromycetes; Lecanorales; Ramalinaceae
Exons: 3
Coding region: 1-819 (272 amino acids)
Biological process (GO): maturation of SSU-rRNA from tricistronic rRNA transcript (SSU-rRNA, 5.8S rRNA, LSU-rRNA)
Cellular component (GO): nucleolus
Source: RefSeq, a predicted model, not a curated record
AUGACGCCAAUUCAAGGCAAGCGAAACAGAAGAAAACAAAGCUUAGAGGAGAAUCGUCUAUCGCCAGUAGAUGCCGAGAAUGCCAACGCUAUUCUGAAAAGACACUUUGAGACUGCUUUCCAGCCUCUAGCGGGUCUGAAGAGGAUAGUGUCGCCAUGCUUGGAUGACCCAAAGGAGGAGAGCCAACACGAAGAAGACUCUGAUUGGGACGGCAUUUCUGAUUCCGAGGCAGAAGUCAUCCAGCACAACACCUCACAAUUCAAGGACCAAACAAUCCCCACCGGAGAUUUGAAGACAUUUAUGUCAUUCAAACCUCCGACGUCUCACGCAUCUCUCACAAACAGCCAGCAACCGAAGAUUCUACGUCAAGCAGAGGAUGACGAAACUGACAAGGAUAACAUCAAGAAAGACCUCGCUCUACAACGACUUUUGAAAGAAUCCCAUCUUCUGGAGCAGCACAGCCCAAUUGACCAUUUCGGGAAAACACGUCACAAAGCACUUGAUCUUCGCUUGCAGGACAUGGGUUCCAAGACUUCCGUAUUCGCUCAACAGAAGAUGCCGUAUGCGCAACGAAAAGGCAUUAGCGCCAAAGCUUCAGAACGCGAGGGGAAUCGACGUCGUGAGGCUCGUGAUAAUGGGAUAGUACUGGAGAAAGAACGUCGAGUUGUCAAACGUGCAGAUAUCAGAAGAGAAAGAGGGAUUGGUGCGCCAAGCGUGGGAAGGUUUCAAGGAGGGACCUACAAGCAAGACAAAGUCGCGCAAGAGAUAACGUCGCAAGAAAAGAUCAAUGACCGUCUGGACUCUGCAGAUGACGAAUGA